UUGUUAGUGAGGGCACUUACCGCGGGUAGACUCUGCACCUUUCCCCACGUUGUCCCUGGCGUACGCCCGGAUUCGUUGAUCUGACACAUUCUUCCCAAUAAUGACCCUCAUCAGUCCAUUAGUCAUCUACAUGGUCCUUGACGCUUCUUCAUUCAUUUCAAUUCUUCAGCAAGAAGUCUUGUGUCAUCAACGACUGCUCAUACUGGAACUUUGAAGCAAGAAGCUCGGCAAAAUGUGUCAGUCUCGCAAGAGCGAGCGAAAUCCCUACUAAAUCGUUUGGUUGUAGCUCGAUGGCGUGAUAGACGGGCCAAUUUGCACAUUUCACCCCUUCCUCUUUUGUCAGCACCCUCUUUGGUGGUAUGCUACAAGGAUGUUACCAACUCCGUCAGAAAAAUCCUCGCCCGCCGGGCCCUACAGACCUACGGUCAUCCUCCAUGGGGGAGCAGGAGGCAUCUCCAGAGCCGGACUUCCUCCUGCUCUGUACGCUCGGUAUCAUGCGUCUCUUCUGAAGUACCUGACUGAGACGCGAGAUUUGCUCGAUGCUGGAGCUUCUGCGCUCGAUGCAGCUUGUUAUGCGGCUACUAGAUUCGAGGAUGACCCUCUGUUCAAUUGUGGUCGGGGCGCCGUGUUCACAGAACAAGGCACGAUCGAAAUGGAAGCAAGCGUAAUGGUCUGUUCACUCGAACCUGCUGGUCCAGCCUUAGGCAGUAUCAAGAGGGGUGCGGCAGUCAGUCUGAUACGAAAUACGAGACAUCCCAUCCUUCUCGCGAAGGAAGUCUUGGUGGCUGCGGACGACGAUGGAGGACUUGGAGGAACGAGCAGCAUGCAUUCCCACUUGAGUGGUCCGGAUGUCGAGGCUUGGGGUUGGAAGGAGAAAGCCCUCGAAAAGAAACCAGACCGGUGGUUCUGGACGCGGAAGCGGUGGGAAGAACAUCGGCGUGGGCUUCAACUUCCGAGCACUUAUACCUACGACGACCUGUUGGCUUCGGUUGACCCCCUAUCUACCACCAAAGAUCCGGAUGAGGAAACAGGUCUCCAUGACCUCCCCAGCCAAGGCACUGUCGGUGCUGUUUGUUUGGACUCUUGGGGGAACCUGGCCGUAGCGACUUCAACCGGUGGAUUGACUAACAAGAAAGCAGGGAGAAUUGGCGACACGCCGACCAUCGGAUCCGGUUUCUGGGCAGAAAGCUGGGAGGAAGACCUCUCUAAGGAGACUUUUCAGCCCACACGUCAGCUCCGUUACCUUGGAGUGAACCAUUCCCCUAUCCCACUCGUCGAACAUGCCUUGAACGAAGCUAGCAAUAUCCUUGGAUCCUGUUUGAAUGUGUUCGAACCGCAACCAAGACGCCAGCGCCUGGAAGCCUCUCCGUCAUACACUGCGUUGCCAAGUCGACCUUAUCAAUCUCCUCAGCCGAUCCGUCAUGACACCAAGUCAAUCUCUGGCAAACGGCGCCGCGCCGUGGCCAUGAGCGGCACAGGAAAUGGAGAUUCCUUUCUGCGCGUCAACGCAGCGCGGACAGCGGCCGCCUUGUGCCGCUUUUCCAAGUCUACCUCACUGGCGGACGCUGUUACUGCUGUCGCCGGCCCCGACGGCGAGUUGCAACUAUCUGCCGGAGAUCGAUGGGGAUGUACAGGUGAGGGCCAAGGUGGUAUCAUUGGCAUUGAAUUAGUGGAUGAUGAUGGUCAUUGGGUACCUCAUGGCAAUGAAACGCAAGCCGCAAAGAAGGUUGGCCAUGCAGUCUUUGACUUCAAUUGUGGCGGGUUGUUCCGUGCAUAUUAUGAGAUAGAAAGGGAUGUCGGUGAGGAGAAGCCGAAGGUGAUGGUGUUUAAGGAUGAGUACUAAAAGCACUGGAGAUGCUGUCCUGGCUUGACUUGAGGACAUGUCUGGAUACCGUAUGACAAAGAUGGAAUGUAUAUAUAUGAUGCAUUCCGACUUAGAGGUAAAUCUCCACGAAGAUCAUGCUCGCGGAUUCGAAUGCUAUCAAGUACAAUCCUAGAUGACUUCUGAUAUGCAAAGAUUGACAGGGCACAUCUGGGGCUUCCUGUUACUCAGGAUCAUUGCAGGUCAUAACAAGUUUGUAUCUCGAAGGAACUCCGAACAUGGAGUGCCAGAUCUUCUACCACUCAUAGCUUCCGCUGCCCGGGGUU
This is a messenger RNA of Exophiala viscosa, 2148 nucleotides long. Its product is annotated as L-asparaginase. The transcript has a single exon. Lineage: Eukaryota; Fungi; Ascomycota; Eurotiomycetes; Chaetothyriales; Herpotrichiellaceae. Gene Ontology annotation, molecular function: beta-aspartyl-peptidase activity; asparaginase activity. The coding region runs from base 371 to 1843 and encodes 490 amino acids. The record is from RefSeq and is a predicted model, not a curated record. Gene Ontology annotation, cellular component: cytoplasm.